UGGCUCUUAACAUCAAAGUCUGUUAAUUGUUAUUGAUUUUCAAUUCUAAUUGUUUUGUUGACUAAUUUUCUUAAUUGUCUUUUAAUUUUGUGCCUUUUAAACUGAAAAUCAAUUAACUUUCUAGUCUUUAAAUCUGCAAUUAGUCUUGUGUGUUCAUCAUCAGUUUUCCGGUGGUAAAAGUGACAGUUCUUGCAAUUGGAUUGGUAAAGAUAAAGAAACAAUAGUAAAUAGGGAUAAUAAUAUUUCUAUUGAAAAUCUAUUGAGACAAUGGCUCUUUUCCGAACCUCCAAUCUUCCAAAAGGUCAUAUAUUUCCUGUCCGUGUGAUUGUAAAUUUAGAUGAAUAUCUGGUUGAUGAUUAUGUUAAAAGAAUUGAGGAAAGUAUUUCGAUUCGUUCAUCACCGGAAGAAGCUAAAUCUCAAGUCGAUCGAUUGAAAAGUUAUCAACCUUUGAUGAGAAAGAUUCUGGAAUUGCGUCCCAAAAGGGAGAACUUGGUCACUUUUAUGGGAACAAUCGAAGACAAUUUAGGUGAUACCAAUAGUUAUUUCACAAAUGUUCGACCCGAUCUAUCUCAUCUUACCAAAGACUUAGAAAAUAUCGAACAAGAAUUAAGACCAUUGGAAGACGAGGUUAUUUCUUUUCUUCUAAAAUUACCCAAUGAAAUAGAUGAAGACACCGAGAGAUCUGAUGGACAAUAUUUCACCGUCAUCGAAGAAGUGACCAAACCUCGACCAAAAUUCAAACUACUUGAUUCGGUUAAAUUAGCUUAUAUCAAUUUCGGUCAACAUACAAGUAUCAUUGGACCGGCAUCUCAAUUCAUAACAGCUGAUGGAGCUAAAUUGUUUAUCGCUUUGACCCGAUACUUUUCAUCAUCUCUAUUGUCAGCUGAUUAUAUUCCCUUUGUUGGUCUUGACAUUGUUAAAUCAGCAAUAAUUCAGGCCUGUGAUGCCGAGAGAGUUGAUAAUAUUUACAAUGAUCCUUUGUUAAUUGCUCAAGGAGAUGAUGCUGAAGCAGUGAACAAUUAUAUUCAUUUGGUUGGUGAAUCUGCUUUUGAAGCAUUUGCCGGUUUGUUGAAUAGGCGAGAAAUUAAUCCAUCACGUUUACCCUUGCGAUUCUCAUCAAUUGGAUCAAAUUAUUCAUCGACAUUAAAUCAAUAUCAUACAGUAAAUUGUGUCACUUUAACACCGAACGAGCCCAAAAUAUCAGCUCAAGAAACUCAAUCAAUGGUUUCAUUUGCUUGGUCGUUAUACAAAGAUCUUGGGCUACCCUGUAGACUGGUCAAAUGUUCAGGUCAAAUGUUGAAAGCAAACGAAUCAAGUAGAUAUGAGAUUCAAGUUUGGAUGCCGUCAUCAUCGACCUGGAAGGCAUCAGGUCAUGUCGCUAAUCACCGCGAUUAUACAACUAAAAGAUUGGGACGAGAAGGAUAUUCAAUUGUUAAAGGAACACUAGUUAAUUGUGAUGUUUUGGUUGCCUCUUUAAUGGAAAACAAUCAACAAGAAGAUGGAACAUUUAAAAUUCCCGAUUUACUCGAGCAACAAUUAGUACCCAAAAGCUUUUGAAAUGAACCGAAAUUUUCUGAUUGUAGAUUUGUAACUGUGCCGAAAAUUGUAGUUUAACAAUUGAUUUUUUUUUCCUAGAAUAAGAUUAUGACAAGAUUAAAUUGUUCGGUGAAAUUUAUCGUGUCUUUAUUAUAAAGGAUUAAAAAAGGUUUUCUCUUUUCGAGAUCAA
Messenger RNA from Panonychus citri (citrus red mite), 1726 nucleotides. RefSeq names its product serine--tRNA ligase-like (gene Slimp). Gene Ontology annotation, molecular function: serine-tRNA ligase activity; ATP binding; tRNA binding. The coding region runs from base 268 to 1557 and encodes 429 amino acids. The transcript is spliced from 2 exons. NCBI's taxonomy places the organism in Eukaryota, Metazoa, Arthropoda, Arachnida, Trombidiformes, Tetranychidae. Gene Ontology annotation, biological process: mitochondrial seryl-tRNA aminoacylation. The record is from RefSeq and is a predicted model, not a curated record. Gene Ontology annotation, cellular component: mitochondrion.